AUGACGCCAGGGUCCAGAAGUUUAUUAUUUGCUGCAUUAACAUUGCGGGUGGCUUCUGCGCUCUCCACAAAAAAGUUCGCUGCGUUGAAGUUCACCAUCCAUCAUCCAGCAGCAGUCUCUUUCUCGGUCGCAAGUUUCGGCUACAACUAUCCUUCUCAUCGGGAUGCUGUCGUAAUCAUGAAGAUAAAGUCUUUGACGAGACCGUCCGCGCCUCCGGGCGACGGGGCUGUUCGCCAGCCUCGAAACCUCGAUCCUGCUCAUCAUCCCUUCGAACGCGCCCGAGAGUAUACGAGAGCCCUCAAUGCCGUCAAAAUGGAACGUAUGUUUGCUUCCCCCUUUGUGGGGCAAUUGGGUGAAGGUCAUGUGGAUGGAGUCUAUUCCAUGGCAAACGAUCCCGGUUCUCUCGAACGAUUUGCAAGUGGCAGCGGAGAUGGCGUUGUCAAAGUAUGGGAUCUGACCAGUCGCGAGGAGGUUUGGAGUGCGAAAGCUCAUGAUAAUGUUGUCCGAGGGAUGUGUUGGACUCCAGAGCGAAAACUUCUUUCUUGCGCCACGGAUAAAACAGUCAAAGUUUGGGAUCCUUACAACAGCGAGAAGAGUAGCCUUCCAUUGGCAACAUAUCUUGGACAAGGGGCGUUCACGGACAUCUCACAUCAUCGUGAUCUUCCCACCUUUGCCGCUUCAUCCAGUUCAAUCUCCAUCUACGACCUCUCCAGACCAUCGUCAGGCCCCAGUCAAGUGCUGCGCUGGCCAACCGCUACAGAUACCAUCACGGCUGUCUCCUUUAAUCAAACCGAAACCUCUAUCCUCGCUUCUGCCGCCCUUGACAGAGCCAUUGUCUUGUACGAUCUACGGACAUCGUCACCUCUCUCGAAAGUUGUCCUGCGGUUAGCAUCCAAUGCGAUCUCAUGGAACCCGAUGGAAGCAUUCAAUUUCGCCGCAGCAAACGAAGAUCACAACAUCUAUAUCUUUGACAUGCGAAAACUGGAUAGAGCUUUGAACGUCUUGAAAGACCACGUGGCUGCCGUGAUGGAUGUUGAAUUCAGUCCAACCGGAGAAGACCUGGUUAGCGCGUCAUAUGACCGGACAAUCAGGUUGUGGAACAGAGAUAGGGGACAUUCGAGGGAUAUUUAUCACACCAAACGUAUGCAACGAGUCUUCUCGGCUCGUUUCACCGCGGACAACAAAUACGUACUGUCUGGGUCGGAUGACGGUAACGUGAGGAUAUGGAGGGUCAAUGCCUCGGAUCGAAGUGGAGUCAAAUCAGCACGGCAACGGCAGAAACUCGAGUAUGAUCAGGCACUUGUCCGGAGAUAUGCACACAUGCCAGAAAUCAGGCGAAUAAAACGACAUCGACAUCUACCCAAGACCAUCAAGAAGGCGACGGAAAUCAAAGGAGAAGAACUCAAAUCUAUCAAGAGGAAAGAGGAGAACGUUCGAAAGCAUGGUAAGAAGGACAGUAUGCCUCGGCAUAGUGAAAGAGAAAAGAUGAUUCUGGGGACGGAAAAGUGA
Messenger RNA from Capronia coronata CBS 617.96, 1509 nucleotides. RefSeq lists its product as uncharacterized. Lineage: Eukaryota; Fungi; Ascomycota; Eurotiomycetes; Chaetothyriales; Herpotrichiellaceae. The coding region runs from base 1 to 1509 and encodes 502 amino acids. Gene Ontology annotation, biological process: maturation of SSU-rRNA from tricistronic rRNA transcript (SSU-rRNA, 5.8S rRNA, LSU-rRNA). Gene Ontology annotation, cellular component: nucleolus; small-subunit processome. The record is from RefSeq and is a predicted model, not a curated record. Gene Ontology annotation, molecular function: protein binding. The transcript has 2 exons.